Pseudocercospora fijiensis CIRAD86 is the source of this 1083-nucleotide messenger RNA. RefSeq lists its product as uncharacterized. The coding region runs from base 1 to 1083 and encodes 360 amino acids. The transcript has 3 exons. Gene Ontology annotation, molecular function: oxidoreductase activity. NCBI's taxonomy places the organism in Eukaryota, Fungi, Ascomycota, Dothideomycetes, Mycosphaerellales, Mycosphaerellaceae. The record is from RefSeq and is a predicted model, not a curated record.
AUGGGUCUCCCGACUGAGCAGCGUGCGGCAGUCAGAAGGGGCGAAGGCCAGGAAACUACGGCUCCCGUCAAGACAGUUCCCGUACCGCAAGAGCCAGGACCAGGCCAGAUCUUGGUGAAGAUCAAUUGGACAGGAUUAUGCGCCUCCGACAAAUCCCUCCUACACGACGAAUGGCAGGUCUUCGGCGUGAAGAUGAUGGAGCAGUCAAGUGGAAUCGCUGGCCAUGAAGGCGCUGGGGAGGUCGUUGCUGUGCAUCCAGAUGUGAGCGAGCUCUGGAAGGUCGGUGAUCGAGCGGGAGUGAAGUGGGUGGCGUCCGUGUGCCGUCACUGCGAGUUCUGUACUAAUGGAACUGAUGAGCUGCAUUGUCCCAAGCAGCUGAAUUCUGGCCUUUCCGUUCCAGGCACUUUCCAGGAAUAUUGUUUGACAGAUGGUCGCUAUGCCACUCGCAUACCGGCCGGUGUGUCCGACGAAGAGGCAGGCCCAAUCAUGUGUGGAGGUGUGACUGCAUACACUGCGUGCAAGAGAAGUGCUGUGAAGCCAGGGCAAUGGCUCGUCGUUAUUGGGGCUGGAGGUGGGCUUGGUCAUUUUGGCGUGCAGUACGCAAAAGCCAUGGGCAUGCGGGUCAUUGCGAUCGAUGGAGGCGACGAGAAGGACCGGCUUUGCAAAGAUCUCGGUGCUGAGGCGUAUAUUGAUUAUACCAAGGUUCAAGACCUCCCAGCCGAGGUCCUUAGGUUGACGACCUAUGGUGCGCAUGGCAUCAUCGUCUUCGCGGCGAGUCGUCAAGGCUAUCAAGUGGCUCCAGCAUUGGCUCGUCCUGGAGGUACCAUUGUCGCCGUUGGUCUUCCCGCGCAGGCGGACAUCAUUGCAGGUGCACCUCCCGUCGCUCUGGCUAUGAAGCGGCUCAACAUUGUCGGAUCUGUGACGGGAACGCUUAAGGACGUUGAAGAAGCGCUUGACUUUUGUGCUCGGGACUUAGUACAUCCCAUCCUGACGAAGGGCACGCUUGAUGAUGUCGACAAGUUCUGCAAGCUUCUGAGUGAAGGCAAGCUGCCAGGCCGGGCGGUAUUGAAGGUUGCAGCGUAG